This is a messenger RNA of Trematomus bernacchii (emerald rockcod), 2544 nucleotides long. It is a transcript of the gene insc, whose product is annotated as protein inscuteable homolog. Gene Ontology annotation, biological process: regulation of asymmetric cell division; apical protein localization; establishment of mitotic spindle orientation. Gene Ontology annotation, molecular function: protein binding; cytoskeletal adaptor activity. Gene Ontology annotation, cellular component: apical cortex. NCBI's taxonomy places the organism in Eukaryota, Metazoa, Chordata, Actinopteri, Perciformes, Nototheniidae. The record is from RefSeq and is a predicted model, not a curated record.
AUUUGAGCUCUCAGGAGGUGCUGAGCUGAAGUAAGAUGGCCUCGGACAGAAUGGCGUCUCCUCGCAGCAGCUCCAGACAGAGCAGCUCGCUCUGUUCAUCCCCGAUGAGUACCCGCAUGCAGACCCUCCAGGUGGACUCGGUGCAGCGCUGGAUGGAGGAUCUGCGCCACAUGACGGAGGUGGAGUGCAUGUGCGUCCUGCAGGCCAAGCCCAUCGGGGUGGAGGAGGACGCCCAGCAGGGGGAGCUGAUCGUGGCCUCGGGGGUCGGGGGAGGGGACCAGGUGGCGAGAAACAACCUGCAGACGCUGCUGCGCCGGGCGCUGGUGGUCAGCACGGAGCUGGGGAAGAUGUUCCAGCGGCUGGAGAAGGGUCGCUGGCAGAGGGUCCACAGUACGGCCGUCAGGGCCAACUGCCACGUGCGCUCGCUGGUGCACGAGUACAGCGCCGCCCGAAACACACCGCCUGAGAUGCAGAAGUAUGAGAAAUCUCUGCUGGACAAGUGUAUGGAGCUGACCAAUAUCACAGAGAGGUGCCUUCACACCGAUGAUGAGUUCUUCCUGAAGUCAAUGAGGGAGGCGAUCCACGAGAUCCUGACCGACGUCAGCGAUUCCUUCAGCAACAUGAUCGACAUGGCUUUAGCCAACGAGAUCCGGCUCCUGAUCAAACAGAUCGACUCCUCGGACAGCGUGCACACCAUCGGCAGCGCCAUAAGCAACCUGCUGUCGCUCACACAGGACGGCCCGCAGCUCUGCAGCAUCAUCGCCAAGGAAGGAGCCGUGGUGUCCCUGUUUAAGAUCUGCAGGCAGGACCGCUUCAGAGAUCUGUACGCUCACGCUCUGAGGACGGUGGCCUCCAUCUGCUGCGUGGAGGAGGGCAUCAACCAGCUGGACAAGGUGGAUGGGAUCCUGUGUCUGGCGGACAUCUUGACGGAGGAGAGCAGCGUGGAGGCAGCGCGGGCGGAGGCAGCGGCGGUGGUGGCUCAGAUCACCUCCCCCCACCACACCUCCACACAACACCUCGCCAGCUUCCUGGAGAGCAUGCACGACAUCGUCACCGCGCUCAUCAAGCUGUGUGACAGCGCCUCCUGUGGUGAGGUGUUCCUCCUGGCCUCUGCAGCGCUGGCUAACAUCACGUUCUUCGACAGCAUGGCCUGUGAGAUCCUCCUGCAGCUCAACGCCAUCCACAUCCUGCUGCAGGCCUGCAGGGACCGGCAGAGGGUCGACACGCCCUACUCCAAAGACCAGGUGGUGACCAUCUUGGCGAACCUCUCAGUUCUGGAGCAGUGUGCUCCUGAAGUCCUGCAAGACCAAGGAAUCGAGCGCCUGCUGCUGCUCCUCGGAGAGAAGCCGUCCUCCGUCAGUCCAUCGGAGGGCGCCGCCUGCGAGCGAGUUCAGCAGAAAGCCGCUGUGACUCUGGCCCGGCUGAGCAGAGACCCUGAAGUCUCCCAGAUAGCCAUCCAGCUCAAAGCUGUUCCUCGUCUCAUUGAACUGUGCCGCUCCCCCACUGAGAGAAAUAACAGCGACUCAGUGCUGGUCGCUUGCCUGGCUGCCUUGAGGAGGCUGGCAGCGGGGUGUCCAGACAGCAUCGAGGCGGCGGACCACCAGCAGCUGAUCAAACCGCGACUCGUGGACUCCUUCCUGCUGUGCUCCAACAUGGAGGAGAGCUUUGUGUGACGCGCUGCUCAGGAAACAGAGGGCAGAGCUCAACUCCUGCGAAAAGAUGGUGUACGUUCACCGUUUCAUGAGAGGAGAGGACUAAUGAGCAGCGUCACUCAUGAGCAAAGCAUCCAUUCCCAAAGCAGAGCUUCGGUUCGUCACUGAGAAGGUGUUUUUUUGUCCGAAAAUCAUGCAAAAAUGUAAAAAGAUUGUGUCAGCUUGCAUGAAUCCAGAAGUAAAUGUACAUACAUGCAUUGCCCAGUGCAACCAAGGGACCUUAUUAAAUGCUAUGAAUGUGUACCGUUUAUUUUGUUCCUCUGGGAAAUGUAUAUCAGUAAGCAUUUUGUACAAUUUGACAAAUGAAAGGAUAACCUCCAGAAUGAAACGCUUUAUAUUCUGCCACUGUGCAAUUUAUUCGUACAAUGUCUCAAUAUAUUGUCUACGAAGCAUGUUGGCUAUCUGAGAGACAGAGAAAGAGAUUUUUCAAGAGGAUCGCACGGUGAAAUGCCUCCGAUACAAAUGAUCCGAAGCAUCUGGAGUACCGAGAUUUCUGUCUGCAGAAAUUCUCUUUAUUGUCUCAAAGAAAAUAUUAUCUGUUUUGUGUUUUCAAUCAGAAGCCACUUCACCUUUUAAAACUAAAUUAUUACAGUUGGAAUAACUUCUUUUCAGUUUGAUGUUUGAAGGCCUUUAUUCACUAUUCAACGCGCAUUGUGUGGCAUGUUGAGUUAUUCUAUUAAACUUUUCAUGCCAUUGAGUCAAAUGUUUUAUCCACCACUGGAGAAUGAAUCUAUACAAAUGGUCUUGGAUUUGAAUAAAUAAAUACUUUUUAUUUAAAAAGAAAUACCAUUGUUGUAUGCCAUGCAUGGAAUAAAGGCAAUAUUCAGUGUCA